AUGACGGAUGACUCCCCAAAUCGCAGAACCACCAUUCCAACCAGCCCCUACGAUGAGAAUUUCAGCGAGCGCUCCCCACAACGCACUGCGGUGCUACGAAAACUACAAGUUAUACUGGACGAACUCGACGUUCCAGUGCCCUUCUGGGCCUUUUGUCAACUGGCCAAUGUCAAUCUGCUUUGUUGUGCCAGGCUAUGGGCUCAGGAACCCCCUAAAUUCCCCGACAAUAUUUCUGUUGCAUCAAGCGAUGCGUCUUCUCGUUCAUCCGGGCGCUCCAGAAGACUUGCAGAACUAGCGAGGGAGCGAGAUGGUGGUAUUUGCAUCCUGUCCAAGAGCGCACCUUGUGACGUGGCGCAUAUUUUCGCCCACUAUUUACUCAAACCCAAAAAUAAACCAACGGCCUCAGACAGAUGUGUCCCUACGAUCUGGUCGGUUCUCUUCUUGUUCUGGCCUAGAGAACAAGUUGAAAAGUGGAAGAACUCUGUCGUUCACGACAACUCCAACGGGGCCGCUGAUGAGGACGGCGUUUUCAAUCUGCUAUGCUUAAGACCUGACUUGCAGCGUGCAUGGGCUCAAGGCCGAUUUGCUUUACGCCCAAUGAACCUCUCCGACGAUAAGAAGGCCAUGGACCUUGAAUUCCACUGGAUGCCUCGAUAUGACCAUACAUAUGACGCGACCAUCUCCAUCGUUGAACAGCCAUUAUCAACAAGAAACAUUGAUAGAGUCGACGAGUGUUUUAUCUUCCGAGAAUCGGGGGAGAGGGUGGUUUCCGGGAGCAUCUUUAGACUUAACACGUCUGCUCCCAUCCGACUUCCAUUACCAAGUUUCGAUUUGCUUGAAAUGGCCUGGCACGUUGCCCGUAUUGUCUCCAUGAGUGCUUCUGGUUUACUCAAUGACCAGGAUUUCCACUUCGAGGGUGAUGACGAUGAUAUAAGACCCGUGUCAGUACCGGAGCACGUCCUGGAGUGGAUUCCGCCGCCCCAAACGCCGUCGUCGUAUGCAUCGAGCAUCGAGGCCAAAGAAUCCCCGAUGACCUCGACCAAUCCGUCGCCUGCGAAGUCUAGGACUGCUGGCCAUGAAGUAACGAAUGCUACACCAAGUGGCCGAACCCUUGAGCAUGGCGGCGUCAUGACUGAACCUACAGGGUAG
Aspergillus alliaceus is the source of this 1149-nucleotide messenger RNA. RefSeq lists its product as uncharacterized. The coding region runs from base 1 to 1149 and encodes 382 amino acids. The record is from RefSeq and is a predicted model, not a curated record. Lineage: Eukaryota; Fungi; Ascomycota; Eurotiomycetes; Eurotiales; Aspergillaceae. The transcript is spliced from 2 exons.